Sphaeramia orbicularis (orbiculate cardinalfish) is the source of this 2466-nucleotide messenger RNA. It is a transcript of the gene tap2a, whose product is annotated as transporter associated with antigen processing, subunit type a. Lineage: Eukaryota; Metazoa; Chordata; Actinopteri; Kurtiformes; Apogonidae. The transcript is spliced from 11 exons. The record is from RefSeq and is a predicted model, not a curated record. Gene Ontology annotation, molecular function: ABC-type oligopeptide transporter activity; ATP hydrolysis activity; ATP binding. Gene Ontology annotation, cellular component: membrane. Gene Ontology annotation, biological process: transmembrane transport. Bases 46 to 2205 code for a protein of 719 amino acids.
UCCCGCACCGCAGCAGGUCAUUCGAGGACGUGUAUCAGCGGUAAAAUGGAAGGGACUACAGCCUCAGUUCAACGUAAACUCCUUGCUCUGACCCUUGCAGUUAUCGUCGACCUUUGUGUAUUUUACGCAUCGGGAUCUGCGGUGAGUCUGAGCGUCUUUGGAUAUUUUGCGCGUCUUUGGCUGACCGCGGCUCUCCGGUGUUUGGCACUGACUGCCGUUACUCUGUUUACUCUCGGAGAUCUCACACCGGUUCCGGUUCGGUUCAUUGUAACGCACAGUGCGCUCCCGGCGGUGUUUGAGACCGGGACCAGAGUGGUGUACCAGGAGGAGAGUGGAUGUGGCCUGGCUCUGGAUGUGUGGUGUUGGCUGAUGAGCACCGGCGCGUCGGUGGCCGCUGCUCUGUUUUGGGAAGUCAUUCUCCCGGACACUGAUGAAGAGGCUGCCGGUAAAAAGAACAAGCAAAAGGCUCGAGUACUGUUUAUGAGAGUCCUGUGGUUAUGCAAACCCGAGUAUCCACUGCUGUUUGGAGGGUUUAUAUUCCUGACUCUGGCUGUCCUCUGUGAGAUGUUCAUUCCAUUUUACACUGGGAGAGUCAUUGACAUCCUUGGUAGUCAGUACCAGCCAAAUGAAUUCUUCACUGCGCUCCUCUUCAUGGGCCUGUACUCUUUAGGAGGCUCUGCCAGUGCAGGCUGCAGAGGAGGCCUCCUAAUGUGUGCCAUCAGUUCAUACACAUGCAGAAUGAAAGUCAUGUUGUUUGGCGCUUUAAUCAAACAGGAAAUUGGAUUCUUUGAGACCAUAAAGACAGGUGAAAUCACAUCCAGAUUGUCUAAAGACACAAACCUGAUGGCAAGAACAGUGGGUCUGAAUGUCAACGUGCUACUGAGGACGUUCAUCAAGACAAUGGGCAUGAUCUCCCUGAUGAUGAGUCUCUCAUGGAAGCUCACAUUCCUUAUGUUAAUGGAGACACCCAUCACUGGUCUAAUACAGAAUAUUUAUGACACACACUAUCAGAGACUAUCCCUGGCAUUGCAGGACUCGUUAGCUCAUUCAAAUGAAGCAGCAAAUGAAGUUGUAUCUGGUAUUCACUUGGUGCGAAGCUUUAACACUGAAAAAUAUGAAGCCCAUCGCUAUGGCAACCGUCUGAUGGACACACAUAAGCUCAAGACCCGUCGUGAUAUUAUCGGUGCCAUUUACUUGCUUGCACGAAGGUUUACAGGGUUGGCCAUGCAGGUCCUAAUGUUGUACUAUGGCAGACUGUUUAUCCAGAGGGGACAGAUGACCACUGGUAACCUGGUUUCUUUCAUCCUCUACCAGUCAGAUCUUGGAGACAACAUCAGGACUCUUACCUACAUAUUUGGUGACAUGCUCAACUCUGUGGGGUCUGCUGGCAAAGUCUUUGAGUACCUGGACCGAAAACCUGAGGUCAGCACAGAGGGAAAAUUAGCACCGGACCAGGUGACAGGACAUGUGAGCUUCUGCCAACUCAGCUUUGCCUACCCUUCAUAUGCCAACAAAAUUGUGCUGCAGGAAUUUUCUUUGGAGCUGAAGCCAGGUCAGGUGACGGCACUGGUUGGUGCAUCUGGUGGAGGAAAGAGCACCUGUGUGAGUUUGCUGCAGCGAUUCUAUGAACCUCAAAGUGGAGAAAUCCUACUGGACAAUGAGCAGCUGAAAUCUUAUGAGCACCGAUACCUUCACAAGAAGAUAGCAGUGGUGAGCCAGGAGCCUGUGCUCUUUUCUGGUUCCAUCAAAGACAACAUUGCUUACGGGCUUCCUGAGUGUUCACUGGAAGAGAUCCAGGAAGCUGCACGCAAAGCCAACGCCCAUGAUUUCAUCAAACAACUGGAGAAAGGCUAUGAUACAGAGGUGGGUGAAGGGGGUGGCCAGUUAUCCAAGAGUGAGAGGCAGCAGAUUGCCAUUGCUCGAGCCCUGGUUAGACAACCACAGGUUCUCAUUCUGGAUGAAAUAACCAGCGCUCUGGACAGUGAGAGUGAAAAUAAGGUUCAACAGGCCUUGGCCAACUGUCACAACCAGACUCUGCUGGUGAUCGCUCACAGGCUGAAGACGAUAGAGAAGGCAGAUCAGAUUAUUGUGAUUGGUAACGGCAGUGUUCAGGAACGAGGAACUCACCAGGAGCUGAUGGACAUGAAGGGGGUGUACUACAAACUGAGGGAGAAGUGUCUCAAUGAGGGAAACUCACCUCAGUAAAGUGAUAAUUUGACAGAUGAUAUGUAUGAUAUGGUUUUCUGUAAAUAUCUGUUUUCUGUGUGAGUUAAAGAAUGUCCAACAGCAACUAGCCUACUUUCAGAUAGGUUGUAUAAAUACUGAAGAAUGAACCAAUAAUUCAUAUUUACAUUAUUUUCAAUAUAUAUGGACUUAAUAACACUUUCAGAACUUUGUGAAUUUUUCUUCAUUUUUGCUGAAUUUUGUGAUGAAUCUGUAAAUAAAUAAGAUUGUUGAAUGGUUAAA